Populus euphratica (Euphrates poplar) is the source of this 1758-nucleotide messenger RNA. RefSeq names its product transcription factor MYB32-like. The transcript has 3 exons. The record is from RefSeq and is a predicted model, not a curated record. NCBI's taxonomy places the organism in Eukaryota, Viridiplantae, Streptophyta, Magnoliopsida, Malpighiales, Salicaceae. Bases 754 to 1737 code for a protein of 327 amino acids.
AAUAGAUAUUCACAUGAACACUUAACUGGCGGCAUUGAAAGAGGUUGUCCACCGUCAACAAGGUUUCAGGCAAGAUGUUUUGUACGGAGUAAUUAGAAAGAGUACAAGGGCAGUUGGCUGUGUCUACUCUGCUGCAUCAAUGGGCUUCAUUCUUGCGAGUUGAACAAAACAAGACCACUCAUUCUCUCUCUCGAAGCUGCGUGCGUCAAAAUGAUGAGCCACACGUACGUGGAACAACCUUAAACUUCACAUGUUCUGCUUUCAAGGAAUUCGAGACUCCUACUAUGGAGGCGGUGGUAAAAUUGUGUGAUCAAAGCAGAAAGCGACCCAACCCAAAACAUCAGCAAGGACCUCCUAGGGGAGUCAACAAGUGAGAGAGAGAGAGAGUUGACCGGGUGUCUUGUGGGUGAGCUACCAGCCCACCUCUCACACUCUCAAUAGCGUUGAAUAGUUUAACAAAAUCAUGCACCUUCGAUGCCAUUUUUAUUAUUUCCAAUUUAAUUCAACCCCAUGCAAUAUUUCAUAUGCAAACCAAACUUUUGUUUCUGUAUAUAAGAAUGGGCCCGCUUACCAUUUCUUUUCUCACUUCCACUUGUUUUCUUUUCUUUAUAAUUUUGCUUCCCCAAAACUUGAGGCACUAGUCAGUUUUCUUAUCAUUCAUUAGUAGACAGCAUUAUAGCAGCCAAGGUAUUAGCAUUUCUUAAGGAGGAUCGUGCGAGAGAAGAAGAGUAAACAAAAGACAAACACACACAGAUGGGCAGGAUUCCGUGUUGUGAGAAGGACAACGUGAAAAGGGGGCAAUGGACACCUGAAGAAGAUAACAAACUCUCUUCUUACAUCGCCCAGCACGGCACCCGUAACUGGCGGCUCAUCCCCAAGAAUGCUGGUCUCCAGAGAUGUGGGAAGAGUUGCAGGUUGCGGUGGACUAAUUAUCUCCGGCCUGAUCUGAAGCACGGCCAGUUUUCAGAUGCAGAAGAACAUACCAUCGUCAAGCUUCACUCUGUUGUUGGCAACCGAUGGUCAUUGAUUGCUGCUCAGCUUCCAGGCCGCACAGACAAUGAUGUUAAAAAUCACUGGAACACCAAGCUGAAAAGGAAGCUUUCUGGCAUGGGAAUAGACCCAGUUACCCACAAGCCCUUCUCCCACCUCAUGGCAGAGAUUGCCACUACACUAGCAACACCGCAGGUGGCUAACCUUGCAGAAGCAGCCCUUGGCUGCUUCAAGGAUGAAAUGCUCCACCUGCUCACUAAAAAGCGGAUUGACUUCCAGCUGCUACAAUGCAACACAAAUGGAGUACAAGGGAACGCCUCAUCCCCUUAUAUUGCCACUAAACAUGAUGAAAAUAAUGAUACUAUUGAGAGAAUCACGCUUGGUUUCUCGAGGGCUAUGCAAGAACCUGGAAUUCUGCCCCCAAACAAGACCUGGGAUUCCACUGGUGCUACCUCUGCCAAUUUUGCAGGCACUUGCGCCUACCUCCCUUCAUCAGUUAAUGCAUUUUUAUGUGGUCCAUCUUCUUUUGGCAACGAAGUAGCUUUAUCGCCAUGGAGUCAGAGUAUGUGCACUGGAAGCACGUGCACAGCAGGUGACCAACAAGGUAGAUUGCAUGAAAAGCUCGAUCAUGAGAAUGGAGAAGAAUCCCAGGGCGGGAAAGAGAUUAGAAAUGGUUCAUCCUUCUUCAAUACAGACUGCGUUCUAUGGGAUUUACCAUCUGAUGAUCUAAUGAACUCAAUAGUUUAAGGAUAUUUACAUCACAAAAUA